AUGUGUUCACACCAUGAAUGUUUGCACCGAAUACUUUGAACCAUACGCGCAAAGGUCGCGUUGCUUUUUAUUCGCUUUUUUCUUUCUUUUUGAUCGUUUGAUCGGUUUUUUUUCUUUCAAAGAUCUUUCAUAGAAAAAGCCAGGAAAUUUCGAUUUUUUAUAGUAUUCAUUCUAUGAUACUUCUUCUCAGGUUGUGAUGAGAAUAAUUGAAGUUUCUGAAAUAACAGUUGUUUUUUUUCCCAUGAAAAUUCCGUUUUUCAUUGCAAUUGAAAAUGUUGCUUUUUCUUUUUCAGUUACCACUGACUUGGCAGUUAUUGAAGUUUUACGCUUUGUGUGGGAGAGUGUAGAGAAAGAAGGUUUAUUUUUUUCCAUUGAAUGAAUUUUUGAAAUCUAUAAAUUUUUUUACAUUUGAAGAAAACGAUUUAUCCCAGUAUUUGCUUUCUCAUGAUUCGCUUACUUCGGAACUUAUAAAUUAGAUUGUUUUUGUCUGCUUUUUUUUCGCUUCUCGUCCUACUCGCUCUCAAAAAAUCAUAAGAAUUUCCAGAAAUGACUCGACACGGGAAAAACUGUACAGCAGCCGCGGUUUAUUCCUAUCACGAACGUCGAAGAGACGCAAAGGUCAGUGGAUAUGGUACGAUCCACGCGAGACUCGGCGCCGACGCCAUCAAAGAAUUUCAUUGCUGCUCUUUAACUCUUCAGCCUUGCCGGUUUGACAGAAAUAUCGAAAUCGUUUUAAAAAAAUGCUUCAGACAGCCGGUAAUCACACCGAAUGGCUACAUUUACGACAGAGAAGCCAUUUUGGAGAAUAUUUUGGCGCAGAAAAAAGAGAUUGCCAAAAAGACGAAAGAGUACGAGAAACAGUGUGCCGAGGAGUCGGCUGAGAAAGCCAAAGAGGUGGUUUUUUUAGUUUUUAUUUCAGUUUUUCGAUUGUUGAAAUUUCGUUUUACUAUGUUUGAAAACUUUUUGGUCAAUUUUUUGGUUUUAAUGCAGAUUUUCAUUUUUUUUUUUCCGAUAAAAUUGUUUUUUUCUGUCAAUUUUCCAUGAAUGUCGAAAAGUAGGGAUUUUUCUUUUGGAAAAAUUUUUAUAUUUUGAAAUUUUCGCCCUUUUUGAUUUCUUUCUGAGGUGCCUUUCAUUUGAAAUUUAUUUUUUUCUCAUUUUUUUCCAAGAGAUCUUUUUCGAUUUCUCAGUGUUCUGCUCACAUGGGGAAAAAGUAUUUUUUUAACUUGAAAUGUUUUUUCUUCCGAAUUUGUAGGUUUUAUUUUAUCAUUUUUUUUUCUCCAAUUAGAUUUUGCAUUCUAACCAAGAUUUUAAAAAAAGAAUAUUCUAAAUUUAAAAUUUUUCUAGGGAGACGCCAACAUCACAUCGCAAAGGAAGCAGUUUUCCAACAUUGAAAGCACGCCAAGAAGGACUGGAGCUCUUGCCGCGGCGGCCCUCGAAGAAAGAAAUUCUUUGGCUAGUUUUAUGUCAAAAACUGAUGAAAUAAUGGCUAUAUCUUCAGAAAAGACCUGGAGGAUCCAUGUCGAGCGAAAUCGCUGCGAAAGUACGAGCACAUGGAGAAGAAGGCGAUAUUUCAAAUAUGAAGGGUGAAAAGUGCGGAUUUUUCGGAAUUUCCGAAAAAAAUUUCUUUUUAUCGUGUUUAAAGUUACUCCGCGAAAUUCAAAAUAGCCGUCAGAGAGUGAAAAGAUAACUAAAUUUUGGGAGGGUCAGAGAUAUUUCGCGGAGAUCACUUUCAACACGGCAGUUGCUUUUGUUACAGUUUUUUUAAAACUUGUUUUAUUCUAUUUCUGAAGCGUCCUUCUUCAAUUUUCAUCAAGAAUAUUCCUAUGAAGAUGAUUUUCAUCCGAUUUAAACGUGAAAAUUGCUUUCAGAAGUACGGCUCUUCCCAGUUUCUGGAUCCCAGAACUGAAUCCCACCGCAGCAGCUUCUAAACUUGAAAAACCGGUUUGUUUCAGGAAAUUUUGAAAAAUGAAGGUUCUAGAAGGGUUUAGAGCAGAAAUUAUAGGAUUUUUGAUUUUUACGAACUCAUUUUCUGUUCGAAUUAACUGCGGAGCUUAGAAAGGAUUUUUUCUGGCUACCAUCAGAAAUCGUCUCUAAUGAAUUCGACUCAUUUAAACAAAGUUUCAUAGCCAAUAUCAAUAAUAAUAGAUUCAAAAUUAAAAAUCUAUCACGAGACCAGCAAAGUUAAGUUUCCAGAAGAUCAAAUUUUUGCGUUUUGCGAGUCAUCACAUAAAUUCCCCUUUUUUUCUACUCAUUUUCAUCCUUUUCAAAAAAAUAAUUUUUCAUUUUCAGAGCACCAAAAUCCUGUGCCCAGUCUCCAGCAAACCAAUGAAGCUGAAAGAAUUACUCGAAGUCAAAUUUACGGCGAUGCCUGGAGAGGAAAACUCGGCAAAGGUUGUUCAUUUAAAUCCUUUUUUUGGUUUUUUUGAAUUUAUGUUUUAUUAAUAGUUAAAAUUUCAUUUGGAAAAAGAAAAAAACUAAUGAAAAAAAGGCUUAUUUAAUUGGUUUCGCUCUCUUUUUUCGUAAAUUCCUCCAGUAAAUGACAGAAAAUUAACCUUUUUUACGGCGUUUUUUUAUCGGCGCGUCCAUAUUUUUUUCCGUAAAGGGUAGUGUGUCGUGUUCAUACACUGCGGCACUCUGGCACACGCCGAGUUCAACGUACUCAGAAGAAAAACGGCAGACCAGCGCGCAUGUCAAAAAAACAAACGGCAGGCCAGCGCGGUCACGCCAGUUUAGAGAGAAUAGCAAACUUGGAGUGACCAGACUCGUACUCUCCUCGCUCUCCACACUGUCUAGGACCUGCGCGCUGGCAUGCCAAAUUUAAUGGAAAACGGCAGACCAGCGCGCAGGUCUGUGUGCAAAGCGAGGAGAGUACGAGUCUGGUCGCUCCAAGUUUACCAUUCUCUCUAAACUGGUGUAACCGCGCUGGCCUGCCGUUUGUUUUUUGACAUGCGCGCUGGUCUGCCGUUUUUCUUCUGAGUAAUUUUUGCGAAAUUCUGUUAUGUUUUUCAUUCUCUAGUGGCUAUAUUGAAUUUCGCGGAAUUACUUCCAACACGGCAUGUGUUUAAAAAAACAGAAAAAUCGCGUUUUUUAAAUGAGGAAUAUAUUCGUCUCAUGACCCAUUCGUGCGCCUUUAACAUUUCAUGUUGUUUACGAGUUUUUGUCAUGACGUCACAUGGAAACGGCGGAGAUUUGGACGACGCCCCCUUAAUUUUUGAUUUUGCAUUUUUUCCACUUACAAAAACGCCGUGUUUAUACUUUAUAUUGGUGAAACGGGACAGUUAUAACUUUAAAUUUUAUUUCCAGAAGCGAUUUAUCUGCCCAGUGACACGAGAUGAACUGACGAACACGACGAGAUGCGCCUACUUGAAACCUUCGUUCGUUUCUUUAUCAAUUUAAAAAAUUUAAUAGAUCUUGAAAACGAGCUCUUUGAGAAUUCGAAAGGAAACUAAAUCAAGAAUAUAUUCUUCCAGGAAUCUUUCUCAAAAAAAAAAUGUUUCCUCACAAUUCGAAAUUUUCAUUGUAUGGCCUUAUUCCGCGCCAGAUUGUCACGUUUUUUUCCGCCGUAAAUAUCCUAUACCAAAAAUUUGAAAUUGAGCAUCUUCGCUUCAAGACCUUAGUUUUUUGCUGUCUUUCUAGCAGUUUUGUAGAGUAAAAGGCUGUAUUUACGGUGCUACGACAAGAGCGAGUUUUCCAUUUGCAAGGAGUACGGUAUGCGGAUAUGCGCAUUGCGUGUUCACACUUUCGUUGCGUGACGUCACCGGGUCGGACAUCUCCGGGUUUUUUUGUUUCCGAGUUUUUCACUUUUUUUCAAAUUUUUUUUCUAUGCUGUUUUUUAUCGUGCAAAUAUCAUUGAGAAAAAUGAAAAUAUUGGAAAAAACCAAAAAAAGUUGAAAAAUAUUCGAAAAAAAAACCAGGAAACAAAAAAACCCGGAGAUGUCCGACCUGGUGACGUCACGCAACGAAAGUGUAAACACGCAAAAUGUAUGCACACAAUGCGCAUAUCCGUAUACCGUACUCCUCACAAAUGGAAAACUCGCUGUUCUCGUAGCACCGUAUUUACAGUAGCUUUUUCUUUUCUGGCCUUUCAUAACGUGACCUUCUCGCGCGGAACGAACUAUGUUUUUCUCCGAAAAAGUGUAGAAAAACCUGUAAUGAACGAUAAAAGUCACCUUUUUACUGUUAAAAGUAACAACUGCAGUUUGUUCGUUGAAAAAGAUUUUUUAAAAGUCAAGUUUUCAAUUUUAUAUUUAAUUUUCUCUGCAGAAAAUGCGUGGUGAAGUACGACGUCGUGGAGAAGUUGAUCAAAGAAGACGGAGUUGAUCCGAUUUGCGGGGAACCGAUCACGGAAUCGGACGUUAUCGAACUGCAGAGAGGAGGUUCCUGGACUUUUUGUAAUAUUUUUGCGAAAAAGUUGAAUAAUUUUAUAGUUGAAACAGUAUUUCUCUUAUUCCUCGUGAUUUUUUUGGUCAAGGUAGAGAUAUUUUAUUGAAAAAGAAGUGUGAAAAUUGAUCUAGGAAUCAAAUAGACUAUUUUUGAAUUUUUUUCAAAAAUCGUUGAACUUUUUUGAAGGUUGGAUCUGUUAAGCUGAAGAAAUUUGAACAGAAAUAGAAUUUAAAGCGAUUUCAUGUUCUGAAAAAAAUGAAUAUCCUCUCGUUUAAGAUCGUUUUAAUGUUAAAUCCUGUUCAUUUUUUUCCAAUUUUUUUAAAUGAAAAAUUUUAAUACUGAAACUGAAAAAAAUCAUUUUUUUCACAUCUUUAAUUGCAAUAUUUAUAUUUGAAAAUAGAUUUAUCGCGUUUCAAAUUUUUUUAUUUUUUUGAAAUUCGGGAAGAUUUUUCUUUUUAUCCCAAUUUUUUUCCAGGAACCGGCUACGCGGCGACUAACGAAGUCAAGGCAAAACUCAUCCGGCCACAAUUGGAACUCCAAUAA
Caenorhabditis auriculariae is the source of this 4926-nucleotide messenger RNA. NCBI's taxonomy places the organism in Eukaryota, Metazoa, Nematoda, Chromadorea, Rhabditida, Rhabditidae. The record is from the annotation of a GenBank genome assembly.